Sinocyclocheilus rhinocerous is the source of this 1380-nucleotide messenger RNA. Its product is annotated as piggyBac transposable element-derived protein 3-like. The transcript has a single exon. The record is from RefSeq and is a predicted model, not a curated record. The coding region runs from base 1 to 1380 and encodes 459 amino acids. NCBI's taxonomy places the organism in Eukaryota, Metazoa, Chordata, Actinopteri, Cypriniformes, Cyprinidae.
AUGCAAAGUGGCACACUAGGUUUCAAACCCACCAGUUCAGGGGAAAUCAGAACCCUCAUUGGUCUCCACCUUGCUAUGGGCGUGAUGAAAAUGCCAAGAGUCUCCAUGUACUGGGAAGCCGGGAUGGACAUUGGUAUUUUUCGAAACACCAUGUGCCGUGACAGAUUCUUCCAGCUUCGGUCACAUUUGCAUUUGGUCAACAAUUUGGAGAGGCCAGCAGAGAACAAUGAUGUGUUUUAUAAGGUAUGUCCUCUCUAUGAUGCCAUGCGCAGAAGAUGCUUGGAGCUUCCACUAGAGGAAAACCUUUGUGUUGAUGAACAAAUGGUGCCAUUUCGUGGAUCUCUCUCUGUCAAGCAAUACGUAAAAGGCAAGCCACACCCUUGGGGGGUGAAAAUAUACUUCCUGUGUGGGAAAAGUGGCAUGGCCUAUGAUUUCCUGCUGCACCAAGGAGCUACAAUGGAAGUGUCAGAGCAGUUUAAGACGCAGCUAGGACUUGGAGCUGGAGUGGUGUACCAUCUCAGCCAGCGCAUUACAGAGGCCGACCACAAGUUGCAUUUUGACAAUUAUUUCAUGACGUACAAUCUUCUGGAGCUGUUGGCUGAGAAGGAAAUUCAUGCCGCUGGAACAGCAAGGGUCUGUCGCUUUGCCAACCCUCCUCUACAGUCUGACAAAGUGAUGGCAAAAAUGCCGCGAGGAAGCUGCGAUGAAGCUGUAAGCUGUGAUGGUAAGGUCGCACUGGUCAAAUGGUUUGACAGCAGAUCAGUCGUCAUGGCCUCCAACUUUGUUGGUGUCGGCACAAUGGAUGAAGUGCUGCGGUGGGAUGAAAAGCAGGGAAGAUUUUUGAAUGUGUCCCGUCCGGAGGUGGUCAAGCUGUACAAUGAAGCAAUGGUAGGUGUUGACCUGCUCAAUCAACUUGUUAGUCUGUACCGCACAGAAAUUCGGUCAAGAAAGUGGACCCUGAGAAUGAUUACACAUGCUUUUGAUCUAGCUGUGGUCAACAGUUGGUUAGAGUACAGGCUGGAUGCCAAGAGGGCCAAUCUACAGACAAAAGACACCCUGGAUCUCCUCCAUUUCAAGAUGAAUGUGGCCCAGUGUCUGGUGAGUGUCCAUAAACCAGUGGCAGCAAAACGUGGAAGACCCAGUAUGUCUCCAGAACCACAACCGCGUGCCCACAGACCACGAGUUCAGGAUGCAAGGCCUCUACCUGAAGUGCAGUAUGAUAUGGUUGACCACAUGCCGAAUUAUGAUGAGAAGACAGAGGCCACCAGAUGCAAGAGGCCAUACUGCACAGGGAAAACACAUGUAUUCUGUGACAAAUGCAACAUCCACCUUUGCUUUGUGCCACACAGAAACUGCUUCAAGGCUGCUCAUCGCAAAUGA